Molecule: messenger RNA, 2082 nt
Organism: Colletes gigas
Lineage: Eukaryota; Metazoa; Arthropoda; Insecta; Hymenoptera; Colletidae
Gene: D2hgdh
Product: D-2-hydroxyglutarate dehydrogenase, mitochondrial
Exons: 8
Coding region: 443-1975 (510 amino acids)
Cellular component (GO): mitochondrion
Molecular function (GO): FAD binding; catalytic activity
Source: RefSeq, a predicted model, not a curated record
GCAUCAAGCAUAACAUGUUUAUUGGUCAUAACCUUAAUAUUUUGGAUACACGUGGAAUAUCGCGAAUUUAAAUUCGAUUUUCGCCAAACCAUUGUUACUUGAACGAUUUUAAAAAAAAGUGUAAAAGUGAGUUGUACAAAGUGGAAAGUAUUCGUUAACAAUGAAAUGCUCGCCGCGGGAUCUCUGGCCCGCGUACGAAAAUACCUACGGACGCCUAAACUUAUCCCGAAACGCUGAUAUAAAGGCCGACGAGGACUCGUUUUAUUGGAAAACUUAAAGAGCGACGAGAGAUAGAUACGGUCGAGCAAUUAAUCUCGAAGGAAGCGUCCUUCGCGACGAACAGAUCUCCCGCUCGCGUCGGGAAAAUCGACGACGGCGAAGGAAGGCUCCGUCGCGGUCCUCGAAUUUAAAAAAAAAACAAAAAAAAUAUCUUCCGCAGAACAUGUUGUCGCGCGUCCCGUUUCGUGCGUGUCGCAACGCCUCGAGAUUCCGCUCGAUCUCGUCGAACGUGAAGUCGGAUUACACGUGCGACAGGUACAAGGUGCAACGAGGUCCUUACGCCAGGAUCUCCGACCAGCACGCGACGUUCUUCGACGGUUUGCUCGGUCGGCAGAGGGUCAUCUCGAACCCGGAGGACUGCGAGAAUUACAACGUAGAUUACCUGAAAAUCGUCAGAGGUAAGAGUAACUUGGUUUUGAAGCCAAAAACAACCGAGGAGGUGUCCGCCAUCCUGAAAUAUUGCAACGACAAUCGGUUGGCCGUGUGUCCCCAAAGCGGUAACACUGGACUCGUGGGUGGCAGCGUGCCGGUGUUCGACGAGAUCGUUAUUUCCAUGAAACUCAUGAACAAAAUCAUCGAAACGAACGAGCUGGCAGGUGUGUUGACCUGCGAGGCUGGCUGUGUGCUGGAGGACCUGGAGAAUCAUUUGGCGACCGUAGACUUGAUGAUGCCUCUAGAUCUAGGCGCUAAAGGCAGUUGCCUCAUCGGUGGUUGCGUGUCAACGAAUGCUGGCGGUUUGAGGCUGUUGCGUUACGGCAACCUGCAUGGAAACAUUCUGGGAUUGGAGGCCGUGAAGGCGAACGGGGACGUGGUGGAUUGCUUGAACACGCUGAAGAAGAACAAUACCGGGUACCAUUUGAAGCACCUGUUCAUUGGCUCGGAAGGAACCCUGGGUAUCGUGACGAAGGUCGCCAUCCAGUGUCCACCUCUUCCCAAAGCCAUAAACGUUGCGUUUCUAGGGCUGGACAGCUUCGACAAGGUGCUGAAGACGCUGAAACUGGCCAAGAGCGAGUUAGGAGAGAUUCUGUCCUCGUUCGAGAUGAUGGACAAGAAGUGUUUCAACCUCCCGAUCAAGGUGCACGAUUUGAAGAGCCCGUUGACCACGAAACCCGAUGGCCACGAUUUCUACGUUCUCCUGGAGACUUCCGGGAGCAACAUGGCCCACGACGAGGAGAAGCUCGCGUCCUUCGUGGAGAAAUCACUCGCCGAGGGCAUGAUCGAAGACGGUACUCUAACCUCGGACCCUGCAAAAGUAAAAAACAUAUGGAUGCUCAGAGAGUGCAUCAGCGAAGCUGUACUGCACGACGGUUACGUGUUCAAAUACGACAUCUCGGUGCCUCUUCUGUCUUUCUACAAGGUGGUCGAGGUGCUCAAGGAACGAUUGCGCGAUCCACGCAUCAUAACGAUCGGCGGUUACGGGCACAUGGGCGACGAGAACAUUCACGUGCAAGUGUCUAUACCGUCGUACGACGCUGAUAUAGCAUCGCAAUUGGUGCCAUUCAUUUACGAAUACGUGUCGAGCCUCCGUGGCAGCGUUAGCGCCGAACAUGGAAUAGGAUUCAUGAAAACGAAGUAUCUACAUAUGAGCAGAACGCCUUCAGAGAUCGAGCUCAUGCACGAUCUGAAGAACAUGAUGGACCCGAAUGGUAUACUCAAUCCGUACAAGGUCCUCUAUCCAAUUACAACGUCGAAAUAAUAAUUACAGUUUAUAACAACCGAGAUAUGUACAUUCCUGUAAAUAAUGUUAAAUAUAAUUAAUAUUUAGUAAAUGAAACAUGUGUCAUAUAAAAUAAAAAUAAUACC